AUGUUCAGUUUAAAAGGCGCACACGCUACCUAUUUCUACUGCGAAAGCUGCGACGGGGAGUACCAUACAGAAUAUGAAAAGGCUCCAAUUGAGAUCAAACAUCCUCUUCAUCAGAAACAUUCUCUUCAGCUUGCAUGGAAGACUGGCAAUAAGACCAGAGAAUGCUACUGUUGUGAUGAAGACCUUAUAGAGGUAUUUUAUUAUUGUUCUGCCUGCGAUUUUGCUAUGAAUAUAGAUUGCGUGGCGAAUCCACCAGAAUUAUAUAUACCCCCUCUGAAGUGGCAUGAGCAUAAACUUGCUCUCUUUCCAAGACGGGCAUCGCUGACUUGCAAAGUCUGCGCCUUGGCCGAUUUAAGCUCUCCUAUCUAUAUGUGUCCCCCUUGUGACUUUGUGGUUCAUCUAAGAUGUAUCAAGUUACCACGUGUCAUAAGGAUAUCUCGCCAUCCCCAUCGUAUCUCUUUUAUGCCUUUUAAUGACCAUGGAGAUUGGUCUUGUAAUGUUUGUCGCAAAGAGAUCAACAAUGACUAUGGGUUUUAUUCUUGCAUCAAGAACGGUUGCUGGUAUGCGGCUCAUACAAGAUGUGCCACGCAAAGCAAUGUGUGGGAUGGCAUAAAUCUGGAGGGACAUCCAGAAGAAAUGGAAGAAGAAGUGGUUGAGCCGUUUGUGACGAUCAGCGAUGGAAUUAUACGACAUUUCAGUCAUGAGCAUCAUCAUUUGAGACUUGAUGAGAAAAUUGACAGAGAUUACGAUGAGAAUAAGCAGUGUCAAGGAUGCGUCAUGCCAGUCUAUUUCGGUAGCUUCUACUCUUGUGUGCAAUGUGAGUUUGUUCUACAUGAAACAUGUGCCAAUCUUCCUCGCAAAAUCUAUCACCCCAUACGUCCGCAUCUUCAUGUCAUAUAA
This is a messenger RNA of Microthlaspi erraticum, 900 nucleotides long. NCBI's taxonomy places the organism in Eukaryota, Viridiplantae, Streptophyta, Magnoliopsida, Brassicales, Brassicaceae. The record is from the annotation of a GenBank genome assembly.